Messenger RNA from Octopus sinensis (East Asian common octopus), 2236 nucleotides. Its product is annotated as eukaryotic translation initiation factor 5A-1. The coding region runs from base 213 to 683 and encodes 156 amino acids. The transcript has a single exon. NCBI's taxonomy places the organism in Eukaryota, Metazoa, Mollusca, Cephalopoda, Octopoda, Octopodidae. The record is from RefSeq and is a predicted model, not a curated record. Gene Ontology annotation, molecular function: translation elongation factor activity; ribosome binding; RNA binding. Gene Ontology annotation, biological process: positive regulation of translational elongation; positive regulation of translational termination.
UUAUGUCCCUUGCCUAGCUCUUCUUUUCAAGUUGCUCUCGUGGAAGAGCAGGUGAACGACUGUGUAUAUAGUUCCAUUCUCAUUCACAUCUGCUGGACUGCAAACCUCGUCUUCCUCGAGGAAUCGCGCUCAACAACAGAAAAAAAAAACAACAACAACUUAUAAUAACAACUCAAGAACUCGAAAAUAACAUCACCGAUUUUUAUUUUGUCAUGGCUUCUGAAGAGAAUUUCGAUACAGGAGAUGCAGGAGCAUCGCAGACCUAUCCGCAACAAUGUUCCAGCUUACGCAAGAAUGGCUACGUUCUUCUGAAACAGAGACCGUGUAAAAUCGUAGAUAUGUCCACGUCGAAAACCGGCAAACAUGGUCACGCUAAGGUUCAUCUCGUUGGCCUGGACCUGUUCAACGGCAAAAAGUACGAAGAUAUUUGUCCCUCCACUCACAAUAUGGAGGUGCCCAACGUGAAGCGAAAGGACUACCUUUUGAUUGAUAUCGACGCGAAUAACUACUUGACCCUGUUGGAAGAUGACGGAGCAAUUAAAGACGAUUUAAACCUACCAACUACUGACAUCGGCAAAGAAAUAAGCGAUAAGCACAAAAGCGAUCAGGCCCUUGUUCUUACUGUGUUAUCAGCUAUGGGUGAAGAACAAGUAGUAAGUUAUAAAUUGGAUAAUAAUAAAUAAUGGAUUAAUGAGCCAAGAGGAAAAAAACUGAACCUAUGCAAGCUAUGGUCACUUUUACACUAUAAACUGAAGCAAUUAAACACCAACACACAAUAAUUAAUCUCUCCUCGUCAACAGUUAAAGGACAAUCUUUAUUUUCUCAAUAUAAUACUGUAAAUGAUAGCAGCUAAUAGACUUAUUGGCAGGUUCUCUUUCUAAUUAUCUGUCUCUUAUUUUUCUCUCUCUACUCUAAAUCUCUUGAAUAAUGCGCGCACGCUCGCACACACAUUCACUCACUCAGCCGUAGUUUAAUUAAAAUCUUAAUCUUAAAUUGAGCCAAAGAUAUUUAUUUUUAAAGAAGGAAAAAAACACACAAGUUAAAAAAAGAAAAAAAAAGCAAAUGAAUCAAGCAGGGAACGGCGCAAAGUAAAUGGAGACACUCACAAAAAAAGAAAAAAGGGGAUAAAAGCGAUGUGAGUUGAUGGAAAAACCCUCAACAAGUCAAGGAUUUCAAAAAAAAAAUCUUCAUCGCCCUCACCUGUUUUUUUUUUUUUUUUUUUUUUUUUUCCAAAACUCUGAAAGUUGCCUCCUUCUUCUUCUUCUUCUUCCAAAAUUGCCAUUCAUUUAUGAGAGAGAGAAGAAAGACACACAAAAAAAAAUGAAAACUGAAGAAUAUUUCACGAUCCGACGACGACGAUGGGAAGAAAAAAAAAUGAUUUUUUUGGAAAAAAAGAAAAAAAAUGAUUUUUUUUUUUUUUCUCUCUCCUUCUUCAAAAUACUUCAACAUAAAUUGAAAGAAAAAGUGCAGAAAAAUCCACGGAUUUCUUGGUAUGUUCCGUUUGUUACAACUGGAAAUUGUUAUGAAUCUCUCUUGUACGCUUUAGUCUUUAAUUAUGGGGUAUCAGUUCUGUAAUAGACCAAAUUUUUUUCCCUUUUUUUCCUACCUUUUUUCAAAUAUUAUUUGACUGAUCACCUCAUUUCUAGACAAAAAGCUCAGAUUUGAUAACGAAUCAGUCGUAAAAAGGCUAACCAACAUUACUACUACUACUACCUACUAGUACUACUUAACUACUACUACUACUAACUAUAGAUUUACACACACAGAAAGAAAGAAUGAAAAAAAAAAACAGAAAACACCUCCUUUUAAUUAAUUAUUGAUAUAUUAUCACAUAACAAAAGAAUAUAUCCAUCUUCAUAUUUCUUAAUUUGUAUAAAAAAGAAAUAUAGGCUGUUCAUAAUAUAAGUAAAGGUGGGAACUUUAACUUAACAAGGCUAAAUGGCUUUUUUAAAGAAAAACUCCAAAAAUGUGGUCUCAAAGACUUCCUUGGAGUGUUUUGGUUGACCUGCUUGAACAUUUAUGCAUGCUUUAACACAACAUAUAUAUAUAUGUGUAUAUAUAUAGAUAUAUAUGUGUAUAUAUAGAUAUAUAUAUGUUAUAUAUGAUAUAUAUAUAUGUAACAUUCUCUCUUUUGUAUUUUUUUUCCUCCUUCCUUCCUCUUAUAAAUAAUAAAGUGGUUUGUAUUUUCUCCUAAGGGCCAAACAUUUGAGUUAUAUUAAAAAAGAAUUGAACAUAA